UGUGUUCCAAUAAAACGAAGAAACCUGUUUCAGUUAUGGGAGUUCUAUUCAACAUCAUUCUCUGUGCCCUAGCUACUAGCAUGGUUGCUGGUCGAUGCAACAGGUACUGCUAUACAAAAUGGAUGGACAGAGACGAUCCUUCGGGAAAAGGUGAUUACGAGAUUUUCUCACUUGUUUCAAGGACGACAGUUUGCCCCGAACCUGUUGGAAUUCAAUGUCAAACCACAACUGGAGCUCCCUACAAAAGCACAGGUGACUUUCUCUCAGUUGCUUGCGAACCUCGUGGUGGCUUAGCGUGCAUUAACAGUGAUCAAAGGUUGGGAAAGCAGUGCAACGACUACAGAGUGAGGUACCUUUGCCCUGAAGGAAGCAUUCCGGACACCAGAGGCAUUGUUUGUAAUGAUUUCUAUGAAACAUCUUUCACGGACCGGGAUGAUCCCUCGGGUCGCUGUGACUGUGAGACAGUUAACCUCCCCAAAAAUUCUUGUCUUGGAGGAGCUACACCAGCUGGGAUAAGGUGCAACGAUGUGAGAACCAAUAGAGACUUUGCGGUGUUUGAGCAGAAGAUGACAUGCAAACCUGAUGAUGGAGGGUAUUGCUGGAACAGAGACAAUCCGGAAGGCUGUAGGGAUUACAAAGUGCAGUACAUAUGCCCUUUUGAUGUUGAGGCAGCUGGCCAAGCCCAGGACUUGCCUGAGGGAACCCUGGAGGAGGACUUUGAAAGAGUAGUUGCUGCACACUCCGCUGAUUCUGAACAUGAAAUGUGAACAAGACAAUGUAAUACAUAAUUAGUUAGAGAGACAACUGCAUGACAUGAAUUAAGUAUCUUAUAAAACUUUCUUUGAAAAAAGCUAAUUUUACUAACAAA
This is a messenger RNA of Halichondria panicea, 868 nucleotides long. RefSeq lists its product as uncharacterized. NCBI's taxonomy places the organism in Eukaryota, Metazoa, Porifera, Demospongiae, Suberitida, Halichondriidae. The coding region runs from base 36 to 767 and encodes 243 amino acids. The transcript is spliced from 3 exons. The record is from RefSeq and is a predicted model, not a curated record.